Molecule: messenger RNA, 231 nt
Organism: Bipolaris victoriae FI3
Lineage: Eukaryota; Fungi; Ascomycota; Dothideomycetes; Pleosporales; Pleosporaceae
Exons: 1
Source: RefSeq, a predicted model, not a curated record
AUGCAAGGGGUCGCUGCGACCCCGACGAGCAGGAACAGUCAACUGAAUAAUAACGACUUGGUUGUUGUAAAACGUCAGUACCCACUGAUAAGUCUUGGAAUAUUGAUUUUGGAGUGCGGCACAGUCUCGAAAACAGGCCAAUUGUCAAGUGCCGCAGCUAGCUCCGUGGAAAAGAAGCAAGGAGAACAGGAAACAGUAAUCGAGAGUCAGUAUCAGCCGUUUGACUUGCCU